Nilaparvata lugens (brown planthopper) is the source of this 3314-nucleotide messenger RNA. RefSeq names its product BTB/POZ domain-containing protein KCTD3. NCBI's taxonomy places the organism in Eukaryota, Metazoa, Arthropoda, Insecta, Hemiptera, Delphacidae. Gene Ontology annotation, molecular function: protein binding. The transcript has 11 exons. The record is from RefSeq and is a predicted model, not a curated record. Gene Ontology annotation, biological process: protein homooligomerization.
AAUUUGUUGGUGAUGGUGAGUGUGAGUGCGAGCUCAUAAUGUUUUCCUUUGUGAUUUUGAUUAGUGAUGAUUGAAGCAAUUACUUUGAAAUGAAAUUGCCUUGAUGAAUUUUUAUUAGAUUUGGAUCUCUUCUUUUUCAUCACCAUGUCAGGAGUUUAUCCAAAUCAUAAUGGUGAAAUAGUGUAUUUAAAUGUAGGAGGCACAAGAUUCUCCACUUCACGACAAACUUUGAUGUGGAUACCGGACUCAUUUUUCACAGCUCUAUUAAGUGGGCGAAUUGCGAGUCUCAAAGAUGAAACUGGUGCAAUCUUCAUAGAUCGAGAUCCAAGACUGUUUGCGAUUAUAUUAAAUUAUUUACGAACCCGUGACAUUGAUUUGAAAAAUGUAGAAAUCAGAUCUCUGAGGCAUGAAGCAGAAUACUAUGGGAUUGUGCCUCUAGUCAAAAGACUCAUUUUGUGUGAAGAUCUAAAUCAGUCUUCCUGUGGAGAUGUCUUCUUCUAUGGCUAUCUUCCACCACCCAUAGCGCCCGUACACGAACCGGUGAGCGCCGGAACGGGAACUGGAGAGGACAGUCCGGCCCGGACCGGUCCGUCACGCGCCGGCACAGACAGCAGCAGCCAAUCAGCAGCAAGCCACGCCUCCUACCUGCCAACGCCACACACGCACGCGCGUACCCCACACACGCACUCGCGCAAUUCAUCACUGGACAUGCGCAUUGCGUCCACACGCAGUGCAAGCCAGGGCAGUGGCCCAGCCAGGGGCUGUCACUCCCGCACGACCUCUCUCGACCUCAGGCACACUCGCAACUCGUCCGCCGAUCUCAACAAGCUCAUCAGAAACGAUUUGGGGCUCGUGUUUGGAGGUAACCAAAGUAAUAACUGGGCGGACCCCCUCAGAGUACAGAUUAUCAAAGCACAUCACCAUUGGAUAGUUGUUGCCUAUGCACAUUUUGUUGUCUGCUACAGGCUGAAAGAUUCGACUGGCUGGCAGCAUGUGUUCACAUCCCCUCACAUAGAAAGCUGCAUUGAGAGAGUCGCAGUCAACUCCAAGCUUGUUCAAAAUGGUGUCAAUGAAGUGUCAAAAAUGGUAGCUAUCUCAUAUGCUAGUCAUAUACGCUUAUGGGGUCUGACAGAGCUGGGAUCUCGAACCAACAUAGGAACAUUCAAUCUGAAUGUGCGAGUGGAAUGCUUAUUGUUCAUUGGCAGCCAAUUAGUGGCGCUGUCACCGACCGGCAAAAUAGGCGUUUGGCAUUCAAUGACUCACAACUGGCAGAUACAGGACGUGCUUCCCAUCUCAUCGUUCGACACGGCUGGUUCCUUCCUCUUGCUUGGCUGCAAUAACGGAUCCAUCUACUACAUCGAUAUGCAGAAGUUUCCGUUGCGUAUGAAAGACAAUGAUCUACUAGUCACCGAAUUGUACAGAGAUCCUUCUCACGACCCCAUCACAGCUAUCUCUGUCUACCUUACGCCUAAAACCACUGCUUGUGGCAAUUGGAUUGAAAUAGCUUAUGGAACGAGCUCGGGUACAGUAAGGGUCAUAGUGCAGCAUCCAGAAACCGUUGGAAAUGGACCGCAGCUAUUCCAGACCUUCACUGUACAUCAGAGUCCCGUUACAAAAGUUUGUUGUCAUUUGAUAAAUUUCUGUAGAUGGUAAUCUGUGUUUUAUGGUAGAGCUUCUCAGGCGUCCAAUUAAUUGAUAUUUAUUCGCUGUAGUACUUACUGAAUUUGAUACUAUUAAAUUGGUGUUCCAGGGCCGUUUGGUGAGCAAGAUGACGAACAAGUGUUCGUCCAAAAAGUUGUACCAGAAACACCGGAACUAUUUGUCAGACUAGCAUCCAAUGGAAAGAGGGUGUGCGUGAUUCGUGCAGUGGAUGGCUCGACAAUAACAUCGUUCUGUGUGCACGAGUGCGAGGGCUCGACUAGGAUGGGUUCAAGGCCGAGGCGGUUCAUCUUCACUGGCCACAGCAACGGCGCUCUGCAGAUGUGGGACUUGACCACUGCGCUUGCGCUCUUCAAGAAAGCCGAACCUGCAGUGCAAUCGAAUGGAGGUCCAACGGCCGAAGAGCUGCUGAAGUUGUUGGACCAAUGCGACCUGAGCAACAGUCACUGUUCCACGCCGUGCAUCUCGCCGUGUCCGCAGCUGAUUGGCUCCGCGUCGCGCAUCAAGGCAUCCAACGUAGCAUUCCUCAACCAGUCGCACAACCAAGACCAUGCUGGAACCCCGUGCUGAUUUUCCCCUACAGCUGAUAGCAAAAGUAAAUUCAAAUCCAGACAACAAUAAUUUUUAGGAACUGCAAUAGGAUGCAAAAAUACGGCUGCAACAAACGAGUUGAACUUCAAUCAAGGAUAAGCGCAAUGGUUAAGUGGUAGAAUGGAUAUUUUUGUCCUAACUUCGCCACACCAUUAAAAAAACUCUUAUUCUAUUGAAAUAGGUUCGAUUUACUGAUUUAGAUAUACUGUAGUUGAUCCCAAUUUGUUUAACCCCAGAGAAUCGUAAAUAGUAUUAAAUUUCUACAAUGUAUGUCAUUUGUCAAUUUUCUCAAAAAUACUUUUAUACUCGUUAUUAUUGGUAACUAUUCUUUCCCAUUUCAUAAUGGAUGUUGGAUUUUUUCAGAUUUUGAAAAUUAUUUAACAAUGUUAAAGUUAUUCAGACAAAGUUGGUAACAAAUAGUCUGUGGUCAUUAAAAGCACCUAUAAAUCUGUUGAAACAAAUGUAUCUUUCACCUCAAGGAAAAUCUUCUUUCUAGCGAUUUCGUAAACAGUAAUUAUUUUUGUUUGAAACUAAAAUAAAUUGAAAAAGUGUACUGUGGAACUGAUUUAUAAGUUUGGUCAAAGUCACCAAGUAAACGAAAUGAGGUAUUUUGUAACUUUUAUUUAAUUUUUUAUCCAGAGUAUAAUACUUUAAUGCUAAUUUCAAGAUAGAUCUAUUGUCCUUGAAAACGCAGGGAACUAUUAACAGUCAAUAUUUAUCUCAUGUGAUUAUGAAUGAUUAUCAUUCUUCAUUAGUUUUUCUUUUUUAAUAGAGAUUAGUAGCCUAUAUAAAUAAUAUCAUUGUAAUCUAAAAUCAUGUAUGACGUAUUGUAUGACCUGCUCUUAUUCACACCAAUAGAAUUAUUUGCUCUUUCGCAUUGUAUAUUCAUAUCAAAUAAUGAUUGUUAGUAUAUAGAUGAUUUGGCAGAUAUUGUUAACACGAAAUAAAAUAUGUAUAUUCUGUAAGUAGAAAAUAUUAUUGUUUUGAUAUAUGUUUUUAUGAAAUGGAUUUAUAGGAAGAUGAAAUAAAUAAACUGAGACUGUUUAUUUAGUUGUUGAUUACAA